Messenger RNA from Triticum turgidum subsp. durum (durum wheat), 1164 nucleotides. The record is from the annotation of a GenBank genome assembly. NCBI's taxonomy places the organism in Eukaryota, Viridiplantae, Streptophyta, Magnoliopsida, Poales, Poaceae.
AUGCUCCUCCUUCGGAAGCGCGUCCGCUCUCAUCUCCUCUUCGCCGCGCCCUCUCCUUCCACCUCCCCAGUCCUCUCUCUCCACCGCCUCCUCUCUGCCGCCGCGCCCGCCGUUUCCCCCAACCCUAGCUUCGUCGUGGAGGAGUACCUCGUCGGCACCUGCGGCCUGACCCGAGCCAAGGCACUCAAGGCCUCCACCAAGCUCUCCCACCUCAAAUCCCCCGCCAAGCCCGACACCGUCAUCGCCUUCCUUGCCGGCCUCGGCCUCUCCGGCGACGAUGUCGCGGCCGUCGUCGCCAGGGACCCUCUGUUUCUCUGCGCCAAAGUGGAGAGAACCCUGUCCCCCGUCGUCGCUGGGCUCACCGGCCUCGGCCUGUCAAAUGCUGAGACUGCGCGUCUCGUCUCGCUUGCCCCCGGCUCCUUCCGUAACAGAUCCGUCGUCUCCAAGAUAGAGUACUACCUGAAGCUCUUCGGCUCCAUCGAGAACUUGCUCCGGCCCCUCAAAUACGGCUCUGGCUUCCUCGACUCCGACCUCCAGAGGGUGGUCAAGCCCAAAGUCAGUAUCCUAGCAGAGUGCGGGCUAGGUGCUUGUGAUAUUGCCAAGCUAUUCAUCCUUGCACCGAGGAUCCUCAGCGCCAGCACAAAGCGUGUCUUGGGGAUGGUCGCAUGCGCCAAACGUAUAGGUGUGCCCCGUGGAUCCGGGAUGUUCAAGCAAGCGCUGCAUGCUGUCUCAUACUUCAGCGAGGACAAGAUCGCUGCCAAACUGGACUACUUGAAGAGAACACCUAGGUGGUCAGAUACCGAGGUUGGCAUUGCUGUGUCCAAGGCCCCGAUUUUGCUGGCAAGAUCAAAUGAUGUGCUGCAGCGUAUGUCAGACUUCCUAUUCUCUGAGGUGGGGUUGGACCCAGCCUACAUUGUUCAUCGCCCCGCUGUGCUCACUUACAGCCUGGAUGGACGGCUCAGGCCCUGCUACUAUGUUGUGAAAUUUCUUAAGGAAAGUGGAUUGCUAAAUCAUGACAGGGACUACUAUAGUAUGGUGAUGGUCAGCGAGAAGGUAUUUCUGGAGAAGUUCAUAUGCCCUCACAAGCAAGCUGCACCACACCUUGCUGAAGACUAUGCAGCUGCUUGCACAGGGCAGGUGCCUUCUACAUUCAGAUUUACAUGA